Molecule: messenger RNA, 1644 nt
Organism: Engraulis encrasicolus (European anchovy)
Lineage: Eukaryota; Metazoa; Chordata; Actinopteri; Clupeiformes; Engraulidae
Gene: tdp2b
Product: tyrosyl-DNA phosphodiesterase 2b
Exons: 9
Coding region: 248-1438 (396 amino acids)
Biological process (GO): double-strand break repair
Cellular component (GO): PML body; cytoplasm
Molecular function (GO): 5'-tyrosyl-DNA phosphodiesterase activity; single-stranded DNA binding; protein binding
Source: RefSeq, a predicted model, not a curated record
UCUACAACACAUGAAGGUUGAAUAAACAUGUAGAAGCGGGUUAGGUCAUAAAAUGCAUACAUUUUGUGUGUCCAGCCGAGAUUAUUUUCAUGUUGCACCAGUUGCGAAGAGCGCGUUGAAAACUGGUGGCAGAGAUGUUUUAGGUACAAGUGGAGGUUAAUACUUGAGAAGUUUUGUCUCUAUACCAGUUAACUUUUGAAAAGUCCUACACUUUAGCUUCACUAGCUGCUAGCUCCAUAAGUUCACAAUGGCAUCAGCGGCCAUAGAAGUCCCGGAGAACUCGGAUGAAGUGGAGAAGACUAGGCUCCUGCAGUGCGAAGAGUUUGCCUCCAUCACUGGGUCAGACAGCGCUGUUGCUCAGUGCUAUUUAGCCGAAAAUGACUGGAACAUGGAGAGAGCUCUGAAUGCAUUUUUCGAGGCUGACAUGGAAUCCGUUUUUGCCGUGGACUUUGAUGAAGAAACUCCAAAAGACAACCACAGUACAGACCUGAAAAGGAAAAGCACAGAGAACACAGAACCCUCCAACAAACGGUUGAAACCUACAGAAAAUACGUGCAUAGACUUGACGAGCGAGGAGCCCAGUGGAUCCAGUAGCAGCAGCAGCAGCAGAAGCAGCAGCACAAAGCCUGUUGUGAAUGGAGCAUCAACAGCCCAGCCAGUGGAGGAGGAGAAAGCUGACCCAAAGCUGUCUCUUCUCACGUGGAAUGUGGACGGCCUGGACACACUGAACAUGGCAGAACGGGCGAGAGGCCUCUGCUCUUACCUGGCUUUAUACACACCGGACAUCGUAUUUCUUCAGGAGCUGGUGCCACCGUACAUUCAGUACAUCAGAAAGAGGGCCGUCAGCUACAUCGUCAUUGAAGGUGGGGAGGAGGGCUACUUCACGGGCCUGAUGCUGAAGAAGUCCAGAGUGAAGUUCCUGCAGAGUGAGAUCAUCCCCUACCCCAUGACACAGAUGAUGAGGAACCUGCUGGUUGCCCAGGUCACCUUCCAGGGCCAGGAGCUGUGUCUGAUGACGUCCCACUUUGAGAGCUGUAAGAACCAGGCGAGCGAGCGCAUGAACCAGCUGCAGAUUAUGUUGAAGAAGAUGAGGGAGACGCCGGGGAACAAGACCAUCAUCUUCGGGGGAGACACCAACCUGCGGGACACAGAGGUAGCGAAGGUGGGUGGUCUGCCAGCGGGUGUGUGUGACUUGUGGGAGUCCCUUGGCAAACAGGAGCACUGCCGCUACACGUGGGACACUAAGGCCAAUAGCAACAAGAGUGUCCCCUACAUCAGCAGGUGUCGGUUCGACCGCAUCUACCUGCGGCCCGCCACGCAAACGGGCACUCCCAAGAUGGCGGCGGAUCACAUGAUCCUGGUGGGGCAGGAGAAGCUGGACUGUGGACGCUUCGUCAGCGACCACUGGGGCAUAUACUGCACCUUCACCACCGGCUGAGACAGUGUGUGUCAGGCAGUGGCCAUCUACUGCACCUUUGGAGUGUGUGUGUGGAGUGUGUGGUCGGCGAGUGUGGUCAGUGUGAUGAGUGAGUAAGUGUGUUAAGUGUGUGUUGAGUGUGAUGUGUGAGUGAGUGUGAUGGGUGAGUGAGUGUGAUGUGUGUGUGCAAAGAAAUUGUCUUAAUAAAACUCCUGCAUACUUUUAAA